This is a messenger RNA of Ictidomys tridecemlineatus (thirteen-lined ground squirrel), 3297 nucleotides long. It is a transcript of the gene Neto2, whose product is annotated as neuropilin and tolloid like 2. Lineage: Eukaryota; Metazoa; Chordata; Mammalia; Rodentia; Sciuridae. The record is from RefSeq and is a predicted model, not a curated record. Gene Ontology annotation, molecular function: ionotropic glutamate receptor binding. Gene Ontology annotation, cellular component: postsynaptic density.
GAGGCAGCCCUGUGACCGACGAUGGGGACAGAGUGGGGCUGCCAUCGCGCCCGGCCGUGAGUCGCGCGCCUCCGCCUCCGCCUCGGCCCACUCAGCCCCUCGAGAAGCGCCUGGCCGCUCGGGAACAUGGCCCUGGAGCAGCUCUGCUCGGUCCUCAAAGUGUUAUUGAUAACAAUACUUGUAGUGGAAGGGAUCGCUGUGGCCCAAAAGACCCAAGAUGGACAAAAUAUUGGAAUCAAACACAUUCCUAUAACCCAGUGUGGCAUUUGGGUUCGAACCAGUAACGGAGGUCACUUUGCUUCACCAAAUUAUCCUGAGUCAUAUCCACCAAACAAGGAGUGUAUCUACAUUUUGGAAGCUGCUCCACGUCAAAGAAUAGAGUUGACCUUUGAUGAACAUUAUUAUAUAGAGCCAUCAUUUGAAUGUCGGUUUGAUCACUUGGAAGUUCGAGAUGGGCCAUUUGGUUUCUCUCCUCUUAUAGAUCGCUACUGUGGCAUGAAAAGCCCUCCAUUAAUCAGGUCAACAGGGAGAUUCAUGUGGAUUAAGUUUAGUUCUGAUGAAGAACUUGAAGGACUGGGAUUUCGAGCAAAAUACUCAUUUAUUCCAGAUCCAGACUUUACUUACCUAGGAGGUAUUUUAAAUCCCAUCCCAGAUUGCCAGUUCGAGCUCUCAGGAGCAGAUGGAAUAGUACGUUCUAGUCAGGUAGAACAAGAAGAAAAAACAAAACCUGGCCAAGCAGUUGAUUGCAUAUGGACAAUUAAAGCUACUCCAAAAGCUAAGAUUUAUUUGCGGUUCCUAGAUUAUCAAAUGGAGCACUCAAAUGAAUGCAAGAGAAACUUUGUUGCAGUGUAUGAUGGAAGCAGUGCUAUUGAAAAUCUGAAGGCCAAGUUUUGCAGCACUGUGGCCAAUGAUGUAAUGCUUAAAACAGGAGUUGGAGUGAUAAGAAUGUGGGCAGAUGAAGGUAGUCGGCUUAGCAGAUUUAGAAUGCUGUUUACUUCCUUUGUGGAACCUCCCUGUACAGGCAGCACUUUCUUUUGCCAUAGCAACAUGUGCAUCAAUAAUUCUUUAGUCUGUAAUGGUGUUCAAAACUGUGCAUACCCUUGGGAUGAAAAUCAUUGUAAAGAAAAGAAAAAAGCUGGACUAUUUGAACAGAUCACUAAAACUCAUGGGACAAUUAUUGGCAUUACAUCAGGAAUUGUCUUGGUUCUUCUCAUUAUUUCUAUUUUAGUACAAGUGAAACAGCCCCGAAAAAAGGUCAUGGCUUGUAAAACUGCUUUUAAUAAAACUGGGUUCCAAGAAGUGUUUGAUCCUCCUCAUUAUGAACUAUUUUCACUAAGGGACAAAGAGAUUUCUGCAGACCUGGCAGACUUGUCAGAAGAAUUGGACAACUACCAGAAGAUGCGGCGCUCCUCCACUGCCUCCCGGUGCAUUCAUGACCAUCACUGUGGAUCGCAAGCAUCCAGUGUCAAACAAAGCAGGACCAACCUCAGUUCCAUGGAACUUCCUUUCCGAAAUGAUUUUGCACAACCACAGCCAAUGAAAACGUUUAAUAGCACCUUCAAAAAAAGUAGUUACACUUUCAAACAGGCACAUGAGUGCCCUGAACAGGCCCUAGAAGACAGAGUAAUGGAGGAGAUUCCUUGUGAAAUUUAUGUCAGGGGGCGAGAAGAUUCUGCACAAGCAUCCAUAUCCAUCGACUUUUAAUCUUCUACUAAAGGUGAUAUUAAUUAUUAAGUAUGUAUGUAUGCAACCUACAGAGCAGCCAUUCUGAUUUCAGUAACCAACUCUAUUUUCCUGUCAAACUAGGAAGACAUUCAUUUUCCAUUUCCCUAUCACAUUGAUGACAUUUUUAUCAUCUCAGGCAGUCUCUAUGUUAAGCCAAACAAAGGAACUUAAUACAUUUGGUAGGAAAAAAAAUAAUCAUCAUAUGUUGCUUGAUGUCAUAUAAACAAAAUCAUCACCAGUUACAUAGCAGGUGAAGAGGGGCAUUGGUGGUGUUGGGCCAGGCUCAGGCUGCCUGUUAGUUUUAGCAUCAGAAAUACUGCUCUUGACUGAUAAAGCUCUGCCAAUAUUUUGAACCCAUAAUAAACUUAAAAAUAAGGUUUGUCUUUAUAUUCCUCUUAUUUUUCUUUUCUAUUAUUUGUUUUAUAUGCCUGUAGUUUUGCCAUUACUGUAUCCUAAUAAGUGGUUAAUAUACCACUUACCUCAACACAGGCAUUUGUUGUUAAACUUGUCAAAAUACAGCUAAUUUAGUUCUGUUUUUCUACACUAAUUUUUACACUACUGCCUUUUAAUUACUGGAUUGUUAGUCCUUAUUUUCUAUGAGAAAUAGAUGAUAUAAUUUUCGCCUUUAAAUCAUACCUUAUCUCUGUUGUAUUAUACUAGUAAACUUCAUGAUCCUGAGAUAUAUGCACCUUACCAGUUAUGACUAAAAAUUUGAGAAAGACAAAAAUGUCUAGCAAAUCUUUGGAAUCGCCUACAUUUGGUCACAUUCAGUGACAGCCCAUUCAUUCCAGUAGACAGUCAUUUAAUUCACUUGUGGGGAGAGCUAUAAUUGUGUUUAUUUACAGUGUUUCUCAUCCCCAAAACUACAUUUCCUAUUAUUUUUGUAAGAAGAUUACUUCCUUUGUAUUGGUUUAUCUUUUGACAUUUGGUAACCCAAGAUUCUGUGAGAGUUAAAGGAAAAUUCCUAAGAAACUGUGAAAGCCUUUUGAUUGCUUCUUUCUUAGGACAGCACAUUUUUCUAACUCUUAUCAAGAAUACCAAUUUCAACUUUUUUUUAAACUGCACUUUUGACCUUAUUUUUUUUAUGGUAUAUAAAACAAUAAUUUAUAAACAUAACUCAUUUGUGUUUUUUUAGACUUUUUUGAUAUUAUUUGAUACUGUACAAACUAUUAAGUCAAGAUGAAAGACCUACAUGAAGAUUUCUUUCAGUGUUCACAUUAGCAGCUUUGUAUACAAACAUGCUUUGUUGGAACUGUACACCCAUAAUUUAUUAUAAAGACCUUGGUAAUGUGUACAUAGGCUUUCUCUUUCCUUUUGUUGCUGUAUUUAGUUUGUGAUAAAUCUUUCACUGUAUGAUAUUUAUUGCUCUAAAUCACUACACAUCUUAUUAAAAUAUGCAUUGUUACAUGAUCAUUCAAUCAUGUUAUUUAUGGCACUGAUAUUUUGGGUCUUAAGAUAUAUGUGGAAUGAAGUCCAUUUAUUGAAUUGUAACUAAUAGAGAGACAUGUCAUUUAUAAGAGGUAAAUUCUCAUUUUUUACAUUUCUUGUAGUAAAUUCUCAAUGAAAUGAGAA